Molecule: messenger RNA, 1830 nt
Organism: Betta splendens (Siamese fighting fish)
Lineage: Eukaryota; Metazoa; Chordata; Actinopteri; Anabantiformes; Osphronemidae
Gene: jpt2
Product: Jupiter microtubule associated homolog 2
Exons: 5
Coding region: 138-791 (217 amino acids)
Cellular component (GO): nucleus
Source: RefSeq, a predicted model, not a curated record
UACUCAGCAGUUAUAUUCCUCUGUGUCACAGCUGGGUGGGCCGAGAGUGCUCGUCACACGCAGGCAGCCGGAUCUCCGUGGUCGUCCAGUUGGCAAACUAGCGAAGACGAAACUUAGGGCUUCAAAACAAAACCACCAUGACUUCGACGAACAUGUUUCAAGGGUUGGACAGUGGCGCAAAACCAAGUUCAAGGGUGUUGAGACCCCCGGGCGGAGGCUCCAGUAAUCUGUUCGGUGGUUAUGAAGAUGAUUCCUCCCCAUCAAGAAGACCCAACAAGAUGGCCUCUACGGUUUUUUCCCCCCCAGCAGAAGUGUCCCAGACUGGGCCCAAACGCUCCAAUCCCCCAGGUGGGAAAAGCAGUGGAAUAUUCGGGGACCCUGAGCCUCCAACUCGCCCACAGAAGCCGUCGCCUCCAGGGGGACCCACCAGCAACAUCUUUGGGGGUACGGAAAGUGCACCCGUCCAAAGUCCAAGCCGGUCCCACCCAAACAAGCCAAAGGAUAACCUAAGUGUGGGGCCUGAGCCUGAAUCACCAGCUCCUGAAGUCAGCGUCAGCCAACCUGAGGUGAAGGAGGAACCUGCCCCCGCAGCGCCCGUGCCAGCUAAGGAAGAGCCUCCUGCUGUCUCAGCUGCUCCAGAAGUUCAACCUGCUUCUCCUUCUCCUCCUCCUCCUUCUGAUGAGACUACCGAAGAAGCAAAGAACCACGAGCCUCACCUGGGACCUAAGCCUCGUUCUCACAACAGGGUCCUGAACCCACCUGGAGGAAAGUCUAGUGUGGUAUUCUACUGAUCGUCUGAUUGCGCCACUCCUCUCUGAUUUUGUCUUGCCCCCCGUUAAUCUUCUCUCAUUCCAUCGCCUGUCUCCCCACGGUUUUCCACCAAGUCAAUAUGUUGCCCUCAACCUCUCGCACUUUCAUCCCUCUUUCUGUCUGUCUCCCAGCUCUUAAUGCAAAUCUUAAUUUCCCUCUUCAUAGAAAACCUGCAAUCAACAAACAAGGUAUUUCGCAAUCAUUCGAACUGUGAUGCUGUUCAAUCGUAAUGCUACGGUUUCAGUCCCUGUUGAUUAGGCCACAGUUUGUCUUUUUGAUCGGCUUUGGUGGUAGAAGCUUUAAAUGGUUGUGGAUUCCAAAGAUCUGGUGGGACUAAAACUCUGGCAUAAAUUUGCUGCAUUGUUUUAACUCAGUUUUCUUGAAGCCUCCUCUUUUCAGACAGGAGUGAGUGGCUAAUUGUUGUCACCUCAUGUGAAAUGUUUCAGCUAGUUCCAGUAGUGCCACCUGUUACGUGCUGCCAGAUCCUUAUUGAAUGACGACACCCAGCCUUCCUGACUGUUGUUCUUUAUAAUCAGAUAAAAAGCCUUAUGUCAUCAAGUGUUCUUGCCUUAUCCCCAGUUAAACAUGUGUCUAUGAUCUUCUGUCGGAGCACAAACUCUGUUCAUGGAGAUUCCAAACAUUGACCUCAAAUCUUUGUUUCCUAAAAGAAAUUCCAUUUUGAUACUUUGCGAAUGUAUAAUGCAGGUAUUAUCUGCUGCGUCCUCCUCCUUUGCUUUAUCUCAGAACAUGCCUGUUUUUUGUAUUUUUCUUUUUUUGGGGUAGGCCUCUGUUUAUGUUUUAAAUUAAAACGGCUGAAGACAAGUGAACUCUGGACAAGCACGUGGCCUACCUGAGUCCAGGUUGGCUCAUUGAUAAUCAUCUUUCGACCCACUUCACGAUGCACAAGUAUGGCUUCCUGGUGCCAGCCUGUCCCCUGUGCUGCUGUGCCUGGCGGGCACUGAGCGCAGUGGAAGAAAGAAAUCCUGUGUAUUGCAAUAAAAAUGUUGUUUUGCAUUUGAA